This is a messenger RNA of Molossus molossus (Pallas's mastiff bat), 2946 nucleotides long. It is a transcript of the gene ZDHHC7, whose product is annotated as zinc finger DHHC-type palmitoyltransferase 7. The record is from RefSeq and is a predicted model, not a curated record. The coding region runs from base 284 to 1210 and encodes 308 amino acids. Gene Ontology annotation, cellular component: endoplasmic reticulum; Golgi apparatus. The transcript is spliced from 8 exons. Gene Ontology annotation, biological process: protein targeting to membrane; peptidyl-L-cysteine S-palmitoylation. NCBI's taxonomy places the organism in Eukaryota, Metazoa, Chordata, Mammalia, Chiroptera, Molossidae. Gene Ontology annotation, molecular function: protein-cysteine S-palmitoyltransferase activity.
GCGGCCACCUCCCUCCGAUCGGCCCGGCCGGACUGACCCGAUCCGAGCCACGCGGCCCGCUCCGGCCCGGCCAUGAGCGCGGCCGCAUGAUGCGUCCCUGCCUUGGCCGCUGCAGUCGCCCCCGCCGCCGCCGCAGGCCAGGAGGAGCCGUAGCGCCGGGUGACCCCGCCUGGGCCUCGGAUCCUAUCACAUAGGACAGUAUGUACCUUCAGAUCCUGAAGAAAAGGCGCAAAAUGUCCAAGUAAUGUUUCAAAAUAAUUUGUGAGGGUGCAUCGGGAAAAUCAUGCCGUCAUCAGGACACCGGCUCCGGGAUGUCGAACACCAUCCUCUCCUGACCGAAAAUGACAAUUAUGACUCUUCGUCGUCCUCUUCCUCCGAGGCUGACGUGGCAGACAGGGUCUGGUUCAUCCACGACGGCUGCGGCAUGAUCUGCGCUGUCAUGACGUGGCUUCUGGUCGUCUAUGCAGACUUUGUAGUGACGUUUGUCAUGCUGCUGCCUUCCAAAGACUUCUGGUACUCUGUGGUCAACGGAGUCAUUUUUAACUGCUUAGCGGUGCUUGCCCUGUCAUCUCACCUGAGAACCAUGCUCACCGACCCCGGGGCAGUACCCAAAGGAAACGCUACUAAAGAGUACAUGGAGAGUUUGCAGCUGAAGCCUGGAGAAGUGAUCUACAAGUGCCCAAAGUGCUGCUGUAUCAAGCCUGAGCGCGCCCACCACUGCAGUAUUUGCAAAAGAUGUAUUCGGAAAAUGGAUCAUCACUGUCCGUGGGUGAACAAUUGUGUAGGAGAAAAGAAUCAGAGAUUUUUUGUGCUCUUCACUAUGUACAUAGCUCUCUCCUCAGUCCAUGCUCUGAUUCUCUGUGGGCUCCAGUUCAUUUCCUGUGUCCGGGGCCAGUGGACAGAGUGCAGUGAUUUUUCCCCUCCGAUCACUGUAAUCCUGUUGAUCUUCCUGUGCCUUGAGGGUCUCCUGUUCUUCACUUUCACUGCGGUUAUGUUUGGCACCCAGAUCCACUCGAUAUGCAAUGAUGAAACGGAGAUUGAGAGAUUGAAAAGCGAGAAGCCGACCUGGGAGCGGAGGCUCCGAUGGGAAGGGAUGAAAUCUGUCUUUGGGGGACCGCCCUCACUCCUCUGGAUGAAUCCCUUUGUUGGCUUUCGAUUUCGGCAACUGCAAAUGAGACCCAGAAAAGGAGGCCCAGAGUUCUCCGUGUGAGGCCUCUGUCAUCUGCUGGAACAUGUUAAUGGACUUAAAUUAUUUAUUUGGGGUCUGAAAGGGUAUCAACAGCUCAUCUGUGACCAAUAGGGCAAAUGGAACCUACACAGACCGAUUGCUUGCAGCAAGCAGAAUUUUAUAUAUUUACAGUCACCGAUGGCAGGUUUCCAAACUAGUACCGGAUGAUGCUCUUCAGUUCCACCUAUACCACCAACGCAAGGGAUGUGGCCACGCAAGGAAGCCAAAUGGCGUUAUCUUCCCGCACAGCUAGGAUUUCUGUUGAGUACUUUGCAUUUUCUAAGAAGCUGUGUGAUAUGACAUGGGUUAUUAAAAUCCCGUGUGCUGCGCUGCUUUCAAUCAUGAAGAAAAGUCAAUCCAGUGAGUAGAAUUCUCCGCGUGGUUCCAGGAAGUUCCUGUUGACCCUGUGAUUCAUUAGUGCACUCCCUUGACCAAGAAGGGGCGUUUACAUAGAAGUCCAUUUUGGUCUCCAUUAGCUCUGACACUUUGCACUGAAUUUGCAAAAGAUCUGUGCAUUGAACAGCAAAGGCGGCUUCAGGUACACUUCCACUGCCCCGGGGGCCUCUCUGACCCUGCAGCAAGUCUGUGUGUGUCUGUGUGCGCGCGUGUGCAUGUGUGUUAGACUUGACAGUGUCGUUCAGGCGAUGUAACAUUUAAUGGCCGUGUGCAGCAAACAAGCUAUUUUUUAGAAACCGACGUUUCAGGGAAGCGGGGAGAGCUGCCCCGGGACCCUCCUCCCAUGGGGUUCACUAUGAAUGUAUUGCAAACUGGAGAGUAUCUCGAUCCAAAGAACAAUCAUUCCUGUGUGGUCCUUGUUGCCCUCCUGUUUUCAUUUUACCUUAAAACUGAGCGCAUGAGGGCCGUGGGCCGACGUGUUCCAGCCGAAUCAGCAGCGCGUCAGCAGCGCCUCAGUGAAGAGCAGAGGCGCCGUCACCCUGAGCCGGUCGGUGUGUGGGAGGAGGGCAGGCACAGCAACAGGGACACACUGAGGGGGCAGGUGUUGGCCUCUGGGCAUCACGGAGGUGAGGGGACCUCGAGGCCCCGAGCCCUGGCUCUGCCCCUCACAUGCAAAGAAUAUUCAGGAUGGCAACAGCUUGUUUUUUUGUUCUUUUAAUUUUAUCAUUUUUGUUUCUCUACCCACGUCACCAGUGAUCAAAUAGGACCCUUGGUGCAGAGGUUAAAUUAUGCCGGAAAGCAAACAGCUCCCCUCCUUGGGGACUCGCCUUAAACUUGCCUGGUCUGUACCUGCUUCGCGGCCUCACGAGGAAGCCCUCUGGGCAGCCCGAGCGUCUCCUUGACGCCUGCCUCCCACGCUGAGGAAGUUGGUCUUUCCCUCCUGGUCUUUGCCUUUCUGUUCAUCUGUGAACCGUUUGUUUUUGUUUCCGAUUAAUCCGUCCCCUAUCCUAAUCAGGGCUUCUACCACUGCUGAUGCAAAACCACAAAGGGACCUGCUCAGGACAACGGCAGCCAGUGAGCAGAGCUGCAGGGCACUUUCGCGACUGCGUCACACAGAAAUGGGUGGUCCAGGAGGGUCUCCGGAGAUCGUUUUGCAUAUUCAUUUGCACAUCUGUUGUCUGGGUUGGACAUGUGUAUUGGGCUUCAGAGUGAGCCUUUUAAUAUGUAUAUCCUGUUUAUCAAUAAAAAAAAUUAUCGAAGUGGUUGAAUCCUGUGAGACUCGGCAAGUAUGUGCAAAUCAAGUAUACUUGACUUUUCAACCU